CGUCAACAAGCGGAGAACCAACACCAACUAGCACAUAAAAAUAUACGACCUAUGUCGUGAUCGUCGUGCAUUUUGAAUUUAUGGUGUCUGGAUGGAGGUGGCAAUUGUCGACAAAACUGUUGCUGUUGUCAUUUUAUUUUCGAUGUGUGCAAGUGCAUGUAAUUUUGCUAUUCGUUUUUUGCACGGUAUUAGUAUUUUGUGAAAAAAGUUGAAGUAGAAAUAAAUUGCAAUUGCAUCAUCAUGCUCCUUAUAUGUUUUCUUCCGUUUUCCGUCAACACUACUGAUGCCUGUUUGUAAAUCUUUUCACAAGUGCGGCGAAAUUUAUGUUCAUGUUGAGCUUCUCGUUACAACUCAACUACUUGGUGACAGAUACAGAGACAGAGCCCAUUGCCACUUUGCUAUACAGUGAUACAUAAGCAAGUUAAGAUGUUCAUGUUGGGUUCGAAGCAAGGAGCAUGCGCCCAAGGAGCUAAAGAAUGCGGCACCAGACCCCACAUCCGGGUGGAGGUAAAGGGACUAAAUGGCCAGGAUUUUUUCGCGCAUGACGUCGACGCCACGCUCUCCGUUGCCGAAUUCGUAGCGCAACACUUUUCGCCUUUCAUUCACCAGCAGGUGGGCACUUCUUACGGAGUCUUGUUGAAUCACAUCCUUGGCGAUAUUCAUCGUGAACAUUUGCAACGCCGAAGCGCUUUUGAUGAGCGCCUUGCCACACGGAUUGUUCUUCAAGACCAAGACGACACCGACACAAACACAAUAAGACGAACUGCAGAACAAGACGAGGCCGAGACCAAGGUCGCAACGGACGGCAUCACUGCAGUAGAGCAAGUAGCUGGCACAAAGCAGCACCAGCAGGGACGGAAUUCCAAUGCCAAUUUCAAAGUUUACAACGAUGUCGUGAAUGAUCUUCAGACAAAAGCUUGCCAGAAAUUAUUCGCGGAACCCAAUUACUCUGACCAAAAAGGAUUAGACACACUGGAGCUGGCCUCGCAGUUUUUCUUCACGUCGUUCGUGGCGCCUGUUGAAGUGCAUUUCGGGCGUCUCGCCAACGACGACGCGGCGCUUCGCCUAGAUCCCGAAACGGCUUUCCAGGACCACAUGGCAGUGGUGGGGCGGUACACUAUUCCACAAUGGCACACGUCCGCCAAGGGUUUUCCCUUUCUGGCGUUCGUAAGCAGCGAGCUAGAGGUCCCAGUACCAAAAACCCGGGAUGCUUUCUGGACGCGGUAUAAGCGCCGGGACGGACGCUUCGUUAUGACGUUCUCGUGCGUUCUAUUGAUCGCUGUUGCGCUUGCUGCGUAUGCGUGCUACUACUUUAGUCUUGAAUCACAAGCGGAAAAGUUAAAGAAAGCGCGAGACUUUUGCACUUUUUGCAUCAGGCGCGCGCGCGGAUUUCUAUCCUAUGUAGUGCGUCGCGAUCUUUUUUAUCAUUUUUGUCAUGCGAGUCCGCUUGAUCAUGUUCAUGCCGAUGAGGAUCACGAUGCUGAUAGCGGUUGCUGGUUCUGUGCCAGCUUUGGGGCGGCAUGUUCGGGUGUUGUUCCACGCAGUGCCUUGUGCACACCAUAGACCCCGCACCACCCCCCGGGCUAGGUAGUGCAGUCUGUUUAGCAUAACAAAGACACACGAAGCAGAAAUGCAAGUGCUAAGUAAUGUAGUAAUGCUGCAACAGCGAGCAAUGCAACGUUUGCCAACGCUAUAUUUGUGGUUACACAGCUGCACCAACAGGGGGUGUAUCCUUUGCAAGAGCAUCGCGCCGCUCGAUUAAUUGCAAUGAAUCAUGCACGACGAGUCUCGCUUCUGAGGUAAGUCAUCACUAAGUAGUUGUGCUGAUGCUGAUUUAUUACGUUCGUUUACCUAUGAUCAUCUCCAAAAAAUGUUGCAAAUUUCUUUUGUUCCUUCCAGGGAAAUUUGCAAUGCGAUUUUUACAAGCGCGAUACUUUUGCAAUGUAUAGGCUGGAUGGUACUUCAUUUGAGGCAGUUUUCACCAAAGACAAAAACGGAGAAACGCAGCGCUGGGUCCGGCCCACUGAUGCCAUUGGGCGCGGCAUCUUUCGUGUCGCAUUUUCGUCAGAAGAGGACGAGGCUCUUGCCAUGAGGGUACUACCUCACUUAAACCCACUUUUUCCAUUUGGUUUUGGUAUGCGACGGCCUCAGCAGGAUGAUUAUGAUGAACGAAGUUGAAGACGCCCACGCCUCAAACUGAGGCCACUGCUACGCUCCACACUAAGCUAAACGAGUUUGAGAGACAAGCAUAUGCACCAGGUGCUGCAGAGUCAUGAACUGCAUUAAGUUUUGUAGCUGCUAGAGCUGGUCGUGGUGCUGUCUUGUGAUAUUGGAGAAUGUCGAUAUGUUUAUAUCUAGUGUGAUCGUUGUUUUCCCUGUGGGAGUGGGAUGAUGAAGUUGUAGAAGUAGUUCGUAGUAGAAGAUGCCAUCAUUGGUCAGAACAGGUUGAGCUUGAGGCAUUUCUACAAGAACGCAGCUACAUCAAACACAAGUGCGAUUUUUCCUUUCGCCGCAAAUUGUUUUUCAUUUUUUCAUUUUUGCAACUACAGAUGAUUCAUCACCUGCGGGACAUUGAAGGCAGUGGGGCGACCAAUAUUCUGCGGACCUUGCUCCGGCGCACACACUCGGACCGGAUUGCGAAGAAGAUUGCGCAGCUGGCUACCUGCCCCUCCCAGCUGAAAGCCUUUGAGAAAUGGGAGCAGCUUGCGAUGUUUUGCGAUUCAAGUUACCUGUUCUUCACCAGCGCGGAGAAUGAACAAAUCGGAGUCGUACAACCCAGUAUGAAGCUCGACGAAUUACUUCGAUUGGUGCAGCAGGAGCAGCCCGGUGCUGUUGAGCCACAGGACUGCUCUGUAAAGAACGUGCGUCGCGGUGGUCAUGGUCAUGCCACACAAUCGCCUUCCCCCUCGAGGAAUGCUUCAGAAUCCUGGAUGUCGCGGUCUCCCUCUUGCGGGUCCGAGUUCACCGCGUUCACAGAUGAAAUGGAGAGUGAUGUGGACGUAGACCAGAUCCAGAAGAGGACAGCUUCGACUUGUGUGCUUACAAGUACAUCACCCUCGGCAGCGCGGCAGGGAGUUGGAGUUCUUGAAGAUGCUCGAGGCACCAGCACCCCUACAUCAGGGACGACCAACUCCUGCAAAAAUGCUGCGCGCGUCCAAGAAGUAGAAGUGCUGACUCUACACGCGAUCAUCCACAGUGACGCGUUCAAGGAUACGGAGCCUUCGGCAACGGAAGAUGGAUUUCAUUGACCACUCUUGCCUGAUUGAAGUGUCAUAGUGCGGCCGCAGAACCAGAAGUGUAAGUGUCGAGCUCGAGGUGAAUGCAUCGCCAUAAAUAAUUAGAAUCGGAAGGCUUGAAUCAUGAUGAAACAAAAUAUUCCAAGAAUCUCCUUCGUCUUCUCAAGCUAAUUCGUUCCCUGGUCGUUGGUUAGGAUAGUGAUUUGCGACCACAACAAAACGAUAUCGCGACGCCGGUACCGACUCUUUUGCAACUGGGCCGUCCACGUAAGUAUUGCUUACCGCCUGUAUCUGCAGUUUAUGCGUGUGACGGAGAAGGAGCACGAGGACAACGAGGCCUGCGCCUGCUGUGAGUCAUCUUCUACCUCUCGAAAAAAACACUGUAUGAAGAGCUGCAAGUUGCAGUUGGCGAUUUUGAUUUUUUGACUCAAUUUAUAAUUUUUUAUUCUUUGUAGAGAUGAAAGUUUUGCCAGGUCGCGCUUCCGCUUGCCGAUAAUUCAUUGCAUUGUUUUUUGUAGAGCAGAUUGGCUUGUUGCAGCUUGGGGACGAACUGUUUCUGUAUGAUGUUUCCAGAUUGUUAUGAUCAUGCUACAGUAGGCCAUGCAUGCUUGAACGACGUGUCCUUGACGGUUUUGUUUUUAGACAAGAUAUUUGCAAGGGUCAACUAUGCAAGUUUCAUUUGGAACUAGAAAUAUAGGAGUAAGAUUUUGAUAAUUUUUCUGCACGACUAACUUCGACUACAAG
This is a messenger RNA of Amoebophrya sp. A120, 3980 nucleotides long. The record is from the annotation of a GenBank genome assembly. Lineage: Eukaryota; Dinophyceae; Syndiniales; Amoebophryaceae.